AUGAUGGAGGCGGUGGCGGCGGCGGCGAGUUGCUACAAUCCUCCUGCUCUCCACUACGACAGCAGCAGUAGUCCAGCAGGAGAAGGAGGAGCCGCGGUGGACGCAGUAGCGCUGGUGCCGGCCGAAGCUGACGAUGCAACGACAACGCGAACAUCAUCGUCGUCGGAAGAAGAAAAAAAAGGCGGCGGCGCCGGCGGCGACGGGGAAGUCGGAAGCUUCGGAUAUGGCCAGCGGUGGGUCAAGUGCGAGGAGCUGGGCCGGGGGGCCCACGGGACCGUUUACCGCGCGCUGGUGCUAGGCACGAGCGACAGCAUCGCCGUCAAGCAGAUCCUCACGACCCGGAUGCAGAGGUCGGAGCUACAGGUGGCGGAGAACGAGAUCGGCGUGCUGCGGCGACUGCGGCAUCCCAACGUUGUAUCUUUCUUGGGCGUCCAGAGGGUGGGCGGCCACCUCAACAUCUUCCUCGAGUACAUGGACGGGGGAAGCCUGCGGCGUCGGCUGGACCGGGAGGGCCCCAUGUGCGAGCGCCAGACGGCGGUCGUGACGAGGAAGGUCCUGUGCGGGCUGGCUUACCUGCACUCCAACAACAUCACGCACCGUGACAUCAAGGGCGCGAACGUUCUCCUCUCCAAGAAGGGCGCCGUGAAGCUGGCGGACUUCGGCACCAGCAAGCCCAUGGACCAGGACAGCGUCGUGAGCGGCCUCAAGGGCACCCCCAACUGGAUGGCCCCCGAGGUGAUCAAGAACCACCUGCUCCCGGGCGGGUGGCUGCAGGCGGACGUGUGGAGCGUCGGCUGCACGGUGGUCGAGAUGCUCACCGGCAAGAUGCCCUGGCCGAACAUGCCCAACCCCCUGUGCGCGAUGUUCAAGAUAGUGUCCGGGGACAAGCCCCCCGUCAACCGAAACAUUUCCUGGGGGGCGUCGUCGUUCAUGGCCGCCUGCUUGUCCACCAAGCCCCCGGAGCGGUACACGGUGGAGCAGCUGAUGGGGCACCCUUUCGUCGUUCUGACAAGAUCGACCAGGGCCACGGCGUCAUCGCCACCGCAAGCACCACCACCGUCGUCCCCGAACCCGUACGACGACGACCGCCUCGACCACCACCCACGAGCCGACGACGCGGAUAGAGGCGCCGGUGUCGGCGGCGCGGGGGAUCGGCGCCACCGGCGGCUCUACAGCAACAUCAACAAGACUGGCACCAGCAUGGACGGCGGCGGUAGCGCCACCUUCAGCAGCACGAGCAGCUACGACCACCCCCACCGCCACCACCGCCACCGCCAAGAGAAAGCUUCGGCGGCCGCCGGCGCGGAGGAGAGGAGGCCGCCGUGCCGCUCUCGCGAGACCACUAGCAGCGGCAAGCGGGGGUCUUGGUCUCGAGAAACCGGUCCAAGCUGCGGCGGUAGCGGUAGCGGUAGCAGCGGCCAGGGCGAGGAGGGUCAAGGUGGGCGGUGGCAGCAGCAGCAGCAGCAGUUGACGAGGUGGUUGGACGGGAGCAACGACAGGGCGCCGCUGCCGCCACCGCCGACUAGCGGCAGCGGGAGGUCUUCUCCGAGAGCUGCCGCCCUGGCGGCAUGCCCGCCCGACAGCAGCGGUCACUACGGGGCUCGGCAUAUCCACCACCACCACCACCACUACCACCACCACCAUCAGCAGGGGCAGCGGCGGCGGCAGCAGCAGGGGGGAGUGGUGCAAGAGGAAUCGGCUGCCGGUCUGUACAGUAUGAUUGAGCCCGGCAGCACAAUGUUUGGCACCGACUGCGGCAGCAGCAACGCGGAGAUGUGGCCCCACGCCCGCGACGGCAGCGCGGCAGACGCAAGUCGUCAGGCCGAACAAGAGGAAGAGGAGCGGCAGCUGAUCCAGCAACAGCUCCUGCAUCAGUACCAGCACCAGCAAGGCUCUCACUCGACUUCCGCGCCGGUGCCUCUGGUCGCCAAGCCCGACAAGGACGGGUGCGGCGGCAGCCACGCCGGCACCGCCGACCGCGCCUUCAUGACCUCCCCGGUCAUGAACCUCCGCCCGAAACACCGAAACCCUCCUUCCCCCGGCGGUGGCUUUGGCAGCAGCGGCGGCGUUGAUGUCACCGCCGCCGCGCCCAGCCACGGCGGGGGGCGGGACUUCAACGGCGGCGGCGGCGGCGGCAGCGGCGGCGCAAGAGGGCCGUUGCCUGACUGCUCCAAGAACUCGGGUUUGCGGCGGGAGUCAUCGUACAACAGCCCGAUCCAGGUAGUCCAGGCAGCGAGGGAGGACUUGAUGGAACGGAGGAAGGGCAACGGCGGCGGCGGCGGCGGCGGCGGCGGCUACGGAGCGGGAGUGGUGGCCGAACAACACCACCUCACGCGGCCAGACGAUCCCAUCACCGGGGAGUACCUCAAGAUGAGUCUGAAGGGCUUGGCUGACAGCAGCAGCAUCGCAUGUCGCAGCGGGCUUCACCGCUGGAGGUCCAACUCGAUGCCGCUGCAGUGCAUGCGCACCAAGAGCGCGGGCGUCCUCGGAGCUUCGCCGAAGCUUCCGCCUCUGGAGCGAGACCUGUCGGGCGGUGGCGACGGCGGGGCGGGGCUGUACGGAGGAGGCAAACGGGGCGGAGAGGGAGGAGGAGAGUUCGGGGCGGCCGGUGGCAGGUUCACGAGGGGUAUCACCUCCGCUCCUACCGCCAGCAGCGCCGCUGCGCAGUACAGCAGCAGCCCCUUCGAAGCUGCUGCGGAUCCGGGUGCCAUCGAAGGCUGCGGCGGGGCACCAGCGGCAGCGGCGACGGCGAUGCGGCGGUGUUUUCGUCCGUUGGAACGGACGGCGGACCGGGCCGCCGGCCUGUCCAUGGCGCGUACCGCGGACCGAUCCCUGGAUUGGUCCGCGGCGGCGGAAAAGGGGGAAGCGGUGCUCCGCAGCCGGGCUAGCCUCGCACCCAUCCGCGUACAAAAGGCACCGAAGGCAGUGGCGGCGGAGGCGGCGGCGGGGCUGUCGUUGACGGCGUUAACGAUAACGCCCUCGGUUUUGCUGAGCGCAGCAGGGCUCGCCAGCGGCGGCGGGACGGCGGCGGCGCCGUGCGGUCUGAGAGGCACGCCUGGUGCCGGUACCGGUAGCAGCAGCGGCGGCGGUGGUGGCAAGAGCGGCUUCCCCUCCUGCUCGACGCCGGGCAGUGCUAGCAGUGCCGCCGCCCUCGGCGGCGGGGCCCGGGGCCCGCACCAUGCGUUCGUCUCCCGGUCGCCCUCGAAUCGGUUUAGAUUGUGA
Molecule: messenger RNA, 3222 nt
Organism: Ectocarpus siliculosus
Lineage: Eukaryota; Phaeophyceae; Ectocarpales; Ectocarpaceae
Source: the annotation of a GenBank genome assembly